AUCGCAAGUAGAAGUAGAAUGGUGAUAUUUAGUAAAUAAACAAAGUUUGAGGGAAAUGAGGUUUAGCCUUAUAAAGUUUGCUACUAUGGUUCGUGUUCUUAAUGUAGCAGAGAAGAAUGAUGCUGCCAAAUGCAUUGCAGAAGUAAUGUCAAGAGGAACUGCGAGAAAAAGAGAAGGAUAUUCUAAGUUUAAUAAGCUAUAUGAAUUUGAAUAUAAUGUUUUUAACCAGAAUUGUAAUAUGACCAUGACAUCUGUGUCAGGCCACCUACUAGGCUUAGAUUUCGUUGGACAAUAUAGAAAAUGGUAUUCUUGUAAUCCUGUCCAACUAUUCGAAACUCCAGUAACUAAAAUAUGUCCUGAUAACUUUAUUGAUAUCAAGAGAACAUUAGAAAGAGAAGUAAAGGGAUGUAAAUAUUUAGUUAUAUGGACAGAUUGUGAUAGAGAAGGAGAGAAUAUUGGCUUUGAGAUUAUACAAGUUUGUAGAGAAGCCAAACCAUCAAUACAAGUUUAUAGAGCUCGAUUUUCAGAGAUAACACCACAAGCUAUUAACAGAGCAAUACAGAAUCUCGUUCCUCCUGAUCAGAAUGUCAGUGAUGCUGUAGAUGUCAGGACUGAGUUAGAUUUAAGAAUUGGUGCUGCCUUCACCAGAUUUCAGACAUUACGCUUACAGAAAGUAUUUCCUGAAGUAUUAAGUGAUCAGUUAAUAAGUUAUGGUAGUUGUCAGUUUCCUACUUUAGGUUUUGUUGUUGAAAGAUAUAAACAAGUUGAAGCCUUUAUACCAGAACCUUUCUGGAAAAUAAAAGUUACACACUUUUUAGAUGAUGUUAAAGCAGAAUUUAAUUGGAAAAGAAAUCGACUGUUUAAUUAUCAAGCCUGUCAAGUACUCUAUGAACAAUGUACAGAGUUACCAGUAGCUACAGUAACUGAUGUUAGAAGUAAAAGUAAGAAUAAAUGGAGACCACAAGCACUAGAUACUGUUGAACUUGAGAAACUUGCUUCAAGAAAGUUACGUAUAAAUGCUAAAGAAACAAUGAAAAUAGCUGAGAAGUUAUAUACUAAUGGUUUUAUAAGUUACCCACGUACAGAAACUAAUAUCUUUCCUAAAGAACUCAAUCUUACUACUCUAGUUGAAGAUCAAACUCGAGAUCCCAACUGGGGAGAGUUUGCACGAGGUAUUCUUCAAAAUGGACCUCAUCCUAGAAAUGGUAAUAAAACAGAUAAUGCCCAUCCCCCUAUACAUCCUAUUAAAUAUACUGCUACAUUACAGGGUAAUGAACAGAAACUAUAUGAGUUUAUAGUACGUCAUUUUCUAGCCUGUGUGUCACAAGAUGCCCAAGGAUUUGAAACAACUGUAGAUAUUGAUAUUACAGAAGAACAGUUCACAGCCUCUGGUUUAAUGAUUAUAGGCAAAAAUUAUUUAGAAGUUUAUCCUUAUGAAAGAUGGAAUGCUAAGGAAAUUCCAGUCUAUAAUGUAGGUGAUAAAUUUGAGCCAUCGUCUAUUGAGAUGGUAAGUGGAGAAACUUCAGCCCCACCACUACUUUCAGAAGCUGAUCUUAUAUCUUUAAUGGAUAAACAUGGAAUAGGUACAGAUGCUACCCAUGCUGAACAUAUAGAAACAAUCAAGAAUAGAUCAUAUGUAGGUUUAAGACCUGAUGGUAGAUUUGUUCCUGGUCAUCUUGGUAUGGGAUUAGUGGAAGGCUAUGAUUCCAUGGGAUAUGAGAUGUCGAAACCAAAUUUAAGAGCAAAUUUAGAAAAUGACUUAAAAUUAAUUUGUGAAGGGAAAAAGAACAAAGAUUUGGCUUUACAAGAGCAAAUAUCAAAAUACAGAGAAGUGUUUAUACAGGCAUGUGAUCAGGCUAUGAAACUAGAUGAAGCCCUGGCACAAUAUUUAGGUGAAGCUACACAAUUUACAGCUACAGAGACGUCUCUACCAUCUGUACAGUCACGAGUUAGACCUUGUCCAAGAUGUUCACAAGAUAUGGCUUUAAAAUCUAAAAAAGAUUGCAAAGGGUAA
Molecule: messenger RNA, 2014 nt
Organism: Lottia gigantea (owl limpet)
Lineage: Eukaryota; Metazoa; Mollusca; Gastropoda; Lottiidae
Exons: 21
Coding region: 56-2014 (652 amino acids)
Biological process (GO): DNA topological change
Cellular component (GO): nucleus
Molecular function (GO): DNA topoisomerase type I (single strand cut, ATP-independent) activity; DNA binding
Source: RefSeq, a predicted model, not a curated record